AUACGGUUGAAAGGAUUUUGGAUCGCAAGAUUUUUCGUCUCCAUUUUCGUCUCUCUGGUCAAUCCCAAAGAUUCCAUCUCCACGGGCAAAGUUCAUUACAACACAUCCAAAUGAUGCCUAUGAACAAGAUGCCGGUGCUUUGUAAAUUUGGGGGCAACUUCAUUUGGGAAUCAAAUAAGGUUUAUUACAAGGGAGGCACAAACCGCAUUGUUCGUGUCGAUCGAGGGAUCGAUUACAUCAACCUUUUUUCCAAAGUGUGUGGGAUUUGCAAGUUUACUGACAUUAGCAGCAUCAAGUACAAAUAUCUUGGUCUAGAUUUGGAUUCACUUGUGUCGAUUGAGAAUGAUGAUGACGUAUCCAAUGUGAUGGAAGCAUUUCCUCAAAGCAGUGAACCUAUUCAGUUAUUUGUUUUUUGUGACAAAAAAUUUUCAAUCCCCAUUGCCAAUCCCAGUUUUCUGAUGCAGAAUGCUGAUAAUGGAAAUGAUCAAGCAUCAUUGCGGGGUUUACAUGAAAGUAAUGGAACACUUGCACCUUCCUCACAUAAUACUAGUGUCAAUAACAAUGAUGUUCUAAGUGCAUCAAAUGAUUUGUGUAAAAUGGAUUGCUUGUUGAUGGAUGAUCAAGAAUUACCUUACGUGGUUGAUAGUUGUGUUAAUGACAUGCAGAAAAUGAUGUCUGUUUUAAAAGAAGGUCAAGAAUUUGAAGAUGCAAAUGCUUUCCACAAGGCUUUAAGGGAUUACGCCAUACGUUUAAAUUUUGAAUACAAGCGAAUAAGGUCAGGAUUUGGCCAUUAUCAGGCGAAAUGCAUUACAGAUGAUUGCUCAUGGCGCAUACAUGCAUGUAAGCUUCUUGACAAGCCUACAUUCAAGAUAAAAUCCCUGAAGGGAAAUCAUACUUGUUAUUCUAUAAAUUAGUCAAUAAUGUCAAAUACUAGAACGCAUCGACAAGCCAGUAGGAAAUGGAUUGCUGCUUUGGUCAAGGAUCGACUCCAGAAAGAUUUGCGUUGCACACCCAAAGAUAUUGUUGAUAAGAUAAGGCAAGAAUAUGGGAUCAAAGUAAGUUAUGAUAAAGCUUGGAGGGGUAAAGAGUUGGCCCUAAAAGAGAUACCACUUGAACAAUAUGUUCCAGCUCUUAGGAUGCUUUGUAAAGACAUUGAGAUGACAAAUCCAGGAAGCAUGGCAAAGCUUAGCAGGUCAUUAGACAAUUCCUUGAGACUUUUUAUUGCAUACAAGGCUGCCAUUUAUGGUUUCAAGCAAGCAUGUCGACCACUUGUGUUGCUUGACUAUUGGAAGAUGGAAGGAAAAUGCCGAGGUGUGUGGCUGUUUGCCAUGGCCUUUGAUGCAGAAACUGAGGAGUUUCCAAUCUCAUUUGCAUUUGUUGAAUCAAAGAACCUAGAGAGUUGGAAAUGGUUCUGUGAUGAGUUGGGUCAAGUCCUGGAAUGCAUACCUAAAUUAACAUUUAUAUCAAAUAGAGGGGAAGGGUUUCUUGAA
This is a messenger RNA of Magnolia sinica, 1490 nucleotides long. RefSeq lists its product as uncharacterized. The transcript has 3 exons. Gene Ontology annotation, molecular function: protein binding. NCBI's taxonomy places the organism in Eukaryota, Viridiplantae, Streptophyta, Magnoliopsida, Magnoliales, Magnoliaceae. The coding region runs from base 111 to 914 and encodes 267 amino acids. The record is from RefSeq and is a predicted model, not a curated record.